CCGGUGUAUAGGAGGACUGGGUGAGGGAGGACGAGGAGGAGGACUCCGUGGUCGCGAUGGUUUGGGAGCUGGCGGAGGAGGUGGGGGUUUGGGGAGGAUGUGAGGAGGGGAUGAGGGAGAGAGGAGCUGCUGCUGCCCGUGAGAGGCCUGUCCCUGUGGAGUUGGUCCCAUAUCAGAUUCCUCAGUCCCGCCCAUCAUUCCCACCAGGGUCGGCAUGGCGAUGGCUGGGCCGUAACCCCAGGCAACGGACGACGCCAUGUGAGCCCCACCCUUGUCCUGUUGGAUCUCCAUGUCCAGGAGAGAGAGUCGAGCCGUGUUCUUGUUCCUCGCUACCUCCUCUGCUCUCUUGGCUCUCUCUGCAGCUGGUGGGUAAAAGAUACAUUGGUUAUAUUAUGUAAUGCACACUUUCAACUUUGCUUCAGCUUGCACCUUACUUUACUUUUUCCUAUAUACCCCUUUUUCCCCUAUUUUAUGUAACUCUGCUGUUAUAAUUUUGGCCCCAAUGAGGAAAAUUUUGUCUUAAGCAUUGUUGAAUUGUUUUUGUUGCAUUCUCAUCGGCAUAUUUCAUAACUCCAU
Messenger RNA from Geodia barretti, 576 nucleotides. Lineage: Eukaryota; Metazoa; Porifera; Demospongiae; Tetractinellida; Geodiidae. The record is from the annotation of a GenBank genome assembly.